Messenger RNA from Nematolebias whitei (Rio pearlfish), 921 nucleotides. RefSeq names its product neurexophilin-2-like. Gene Ontology annotation, molecular function: signaling receptor binding. The record is from RefSeq and is a predicted model, not a curated record. The transcript has 2 exons. NCBI's taxonomy places the organism in Eukaryota, Metazoa, Chordata, Actinopteri, Cyprinodontiformes, Rivulidae. The coding region runs from base 1 to 921 and encodes 306 amino acids.
AUGGAGAAACGCUGCUGCAGGAUGAUGACUCUGUGUUUGAACUUUGCCAUCACCUGUUUGUGGCUCCUUCCCUGGACGGUGCAAGAGUCAUCCAAAGCUCUAGACCUAAAGAGCGAACGGUGGCGGGAGGGUGAAGCAGGAGGAGAAGAUGCGGACGGAGCAGCUUUGAAGGUUAAACACGUCUCCAAAGACUUACAGAUCAUUUCCACCAAACACAAAACCCCCAUGUACGGCUCGCUCGGUCCCUACGGCUGGCCUCAGAACUUCUCACAAGCCCCCGACCAGUUCCUGUACCGACCUCCUCCCAAAUCUAAGGUUCCUGCUAAAAGCUCCCCGAAGGCCAAGAAGAUCCUGGGCUGGGGGGACUUCUACUUCAAUGUGAAAACCAUGAAGUUCAGCCUCCUGGUGACGGGGAAAAUUGUAGACCACAUCAACGGAACGUUCAGCGUCUACUUCCGCCACAACUCAUCCCGUCUGGGGAACAUAUCCGUCAGCAUCGUCCCACCGUCCAAAGCUGUAGGGUGGGAGGUUCUGGACCGUCCAGCUCAGAGCAGCCAGGUCAAAAACUCAGUCCUGUUCCCAAAUUUGACAUCCCAGGUCUCCAGCCCCCCUCAGUCCACCAGCUCCGCUCCCCCCGAACAUCAAAAAUACCAGCGGGACGUGAUGAUGGUGACUGAGCUCAACUGCCGCAUUGAGUACCAGAGAACCAACCGGUCCAAGAAGACCAAGCCCUGCAUGUAUGACCCGGGACAGACCUGCUAUUCUGAAAACACACAGUCCCAAGCAGCCUGGAUCUGUGCCAAGCCCUUUAAGGUUAUCUGCAUCUUCAUCGCCUUCACGGGCACGGACUACAGGCUGGUGCAGAAAGUCUGUCCAGAUCACAACUUUCAGACAGAUCCAAACCAGCAGCACCUGGGAUGA